This is a messenger RNA of Saxophila tyrrhenica, 777 nucleotides long. RefSeq lists its product as uncharacterized. Gene Ontology annotation, biological process: rRNA processing. Gene Ontology annotation, cellular component: nucleus; preribosome, small subunit precursor. The transcript has 2 exons. Lineage: Eukaryota; Fungi; Ascomycota; Dothideomycetes; Mycosphaerellales; Extremaceae. The record is from RefSeq and is a predicted model, not a curated record. The coding region runs from base 1 to 777 and encodes 258 amino acids.
AUGCCGGCCGCAAUGAUCGCCGACACAACGAACAAUCCCUUCAUCAAAUCUCUCGCCUCCAGUAACCGCACCACCCGCGACCGCGCGCUCGAAUCUCUCCGCACCUACCUGCACCGCUCCACGCCAUUCUCGGAACUCGAGCUGCUGAAGCUAUGGAAAGGUCUCUUUUUUUGCAUGUGGAUGAGCGAUAAGCCGCUGAAUCAACAGCGACUUGCUCGGGGCCUUGCGGCGCUGGUGGAUGCACUGCAAGGGAGGGAGAAUGUGCUUGGAUGGUUGAGGGCGUUCUGGCGGACGAUGGCAAGGGAGUGGGGUGGGAUUGAUGCGUUGAGGAUGGAUAAAUUUCUCUAUCUUGGAUUUGAGUGGGUGAGGGGUGCUGGUGGGGAGGAGUGGAAGGAUGAGGGUGUGAUGGAGGAGUACUUGGAGGUGUUGGAGGAGGUGCCGCUGAAUGUUGGGGAUGGGAAGAUACCUAACGGGUUGAGGUAUCAUGUUGUGGAUAUAUAUGUGGAUGAGCUGGACAAAGUAGAUGUGGGGAGGAAUGCACCUCUGGACACUAUCCUGACGCCGUUACGGACGCUGGGGAACGAGAGCUUGACGAAAGCAGUGCGGAAGCGGGUUCAGGAGGCGCUGAAGGAUGAGCGAUUGGACGAUUGGGCGAACGCUGCCGGCUCCGACGCAGAAAGUAAGGACGCAGAAGAUGAAGGGGUCCCGGAUGGUGCGGCGGCGACAAAGGGUGCGGACAGCGAGGACGAUAAAGAGUUCGGGGGCUUCGAAGACUGA